Messenger RNA from Prunus avium (sweet cherry), 2181 nucleotides. Its product is annotated as serine/threonine-protein kinase 52. NCBI's taxonomy places the organism in Eukaryota, Viridiplantae, Streptophyta, Magnoliopsida, Rosales, Rosaceae. Gene Ontology annotation, biological process: protein phosphorylation. Gene Ontology annotation, molecular function: protein serine/threonine kinase activity; ATP binding. Gene Ontology annotation, cellular component: plasma membrane. The record is from RefSeq and is a predicted model, not a curated record.
UUAAUCUGAUGCACACCCCUAAAGUUUUGGUUGACAUUUACUAGAUAAAAUUUAAAUUUUAAAAUUGAGAUAAUAAAUUACAAAAGCUAGUUUGGUGGUUUCGAGGGAGAGUCGUAUAUUUGGACGGACCAUCUCAAGAACGUAUUCCAAUUAUAAAAUACCGGUAAAUCCGUUAAAACGGGAAGGUAAAUAAACGCCGUAUAAGUUGGGAUUUUUAUUUCAUUUGGAAGAGGAUUCUUCUUAGCCAUUAAUUUACGGCAACAGACCCGCGCGAAAAUUUCCAGAGAAAGUCUCGUUUUAACCUGUUUAUAUUCUGUUUGAUUUUCUUUUUACGAUUCUAUUCACUUUCUCUCUAUUGGUUCACUCUUGUUUUCCACUAAAUUUUGCGCAUAAAAACCAAACCUUUUUUCAGAAUCAGUCGUUUUGAUACCCAACUCAUUUUUGCCCUUACUUUUUUUUUUUUUUUGCUUUCUCUGAUUUGUUUCUUGACUUGGUGUGAUUUUUCAGCUCCAGGAUUUUUGGGGCGUCUGUUAUAUUUUCAGUUUCUUUCCCAAAGUUCAAUUUUUGAGUGUGGGUGUGAUUGUGUGGACUGGGAAGAAAGACUGAAGUUUUGAGAUUGGCCCUUGUGCUCAAGUUUUGAUUUUGAUAAACACAAACAAAUUUUGUGUUGAUUUUCAUUCAUGGGUAUUGUUGAAAUUGUGGGUUGUUUCUCUGUUUUGUGAUUUUGAACUUUGAGUCUUGAGCUAGAGUUAAGAGUUUCGUAAAAAUGGAUUCAAGAAAUGGUACUGAGGGAGUUGAAAAGUCUAGCGCCGAAGAGACGGCCUUUGGCUCAAAGGGGAAGGUUGUGGGAGGUAUUGAGCAAGAAGUGUUUUUCCGAGCAGAUAAGAUUGAUUUUAAGAGCUGGGAUAUCCAGUUAGAGAAGCACUUGAGCAGGGGCUGGGCAAGGGAGAGUGAAGAACACAAGCAGAUGGAAGAGUGGGAGAUUGAUUUGUCUAAAUUGGAUAUAAGACAUGUCAUUGCUCAUGGAACUUAUGGUACUGUCUACCGCGGUGCCUAUGACGGCCAAGAUGUUGCAGUGAAAAUAUUGGAUUGGGGGGAGGAUGGUAUUGCCACAGCAGCUGAAACUGCUGCUCUUCGGGCGUCGUUUCAGCAAGAAGUUGCUGUUUGGCAUAAGCUUGACCAUCCAAAUAUUCCAAAGUUUGUCGGAGCUUCAAUGGGAACUUCCAAUCUCAGAAUCCCUACUAAAAGCACAUCAAAUGAUAGUCAUAAUUCUCCUCCUUCCAGAGCUUGUUGCGUUGUUGUUGAGUAUGUUCCAGGUGGGACACUAAAGAACUUUUUGAUCAGGAAUAGAAGAAAGAAACUUGCCUUUAAGGUUGUGAUUCAACUUGCUCUGGAUCUCUCUAAAGGUUUGAGUUAUCUUCACUCAAAGAAAAUUGUACACCGUGAUGUCAAGACAGAAAAUAUGUUGCUAGAUACUCGUAGAACUUUGAAAAUUGCUGAUUUUGGCGUUGCUCGAGUAGAAGCUCAAAACCCAAGGGACAUGACCGGAGAGACUGGUACCCUUGGGUACAUGGCCCCAGAGGUCCUUGAUGGCAAGCCUUACAACAGGAAAUGCGACGUCUACAGUUUUGGUAUUUGCUUAUGGGAAAUCUAUUGCUGCGACAUGCCUUAUCCUAAUCUAAGUUUUGCUGAUGUCUCAUCUGCAGUAGUGCGACAGAACUUACGACCAGAAAUCCCAAGAUGUUGCCCGACUGCAUUGGCUAGCGUCAUGCGAAAAUGUUGGGAUGUGAGCCCAGAUAAACGCCCUGAGAUGGAAGAGGUAGUGAAGCUGUUGUAUGCCAUAGACACAAGCAAAGGAGGUGGCAUGAUACCUGAAGACCAGGCUACUGGCUGUUUCUGCUUCGGCAAACGUCGUGGCCCCUGAAGUUUUUCUUCCUUUAAUGUUUUAUGUAGUCUUAUAAAUGUGCAGUGCAAAUUAAGGGAAAACAUAAACCAGUUACCAGUUCAGUCGUUGAAUAACCAGAUCACAUCUCUGAAUAAUGCACAAACAGCAUUUUUGAAACCCAUAUUGUUGUUUGUGGUUUCAUUCCCUCUCAUUCUUGCUUCUCCACUCCAUGUACCAAUGAGUGGAGCCUUGGAUAUUUUCAAUGUAAUUAGUUUGGAAUUCAAAUUUUUACUGCA